Molecule: messenger RNA, 2078 nt
Organism: Nematostella vectensis (starlet sea anemone)
Lineage: Eukaryota; Metazoa; Cnidaria; Anthozoa; Actiniaria; Edwardsiidae
Product: aflatoxin B1 aldehyde reductase member 2
Exons: 12
Coding region: 139-1113 (324 amino acids)
Molecular function (GO): oxidoreductase activity
Source: RefSeq, a predicted model, not a curated record
CGCCUAGUUGUUCUUCCGAAAAAUCUGGGUAACCCACCCUCAUAUCAAACUUAGAAGGAAUCUAUUUUGGAGUGUUCUUUGCUUAUAUAUACAAAUACCCUUUUCGGUACUGUUUGCAUUAUUUACGAUAGAUUCAUAAUGUCUGAGAGUGUUCGAACAGCGUUUGGAACCAUGGAGUUUGGAAGGAAAGUAAACUUGGAAGACGCCAAGAGAAUGGUCGAAUUUUGUUUUCAGAAUGGAUGCUAUGAGUUUGACACUGCUUUUAUGUACGCAGAUGGUAAAACUGAAGAGAUUAUGGGAGAGAUAGACCUUCUAAAAGAUCCAAAGGUUGUCAUUGCCACAAAGGCCAACCCAUGGAGCAAAAAGGGUUUGAAAUUUGACAGAGUCCUAGAACAGAUGAACACCUCCUUGAAAAGGAUGAAGCUCGACAAGGUUGACAUCUUUUAUCUACAUGCACCAGAUCAUAAAACCCCUAUAGAGGAAUCCUUGAAAGCCGUAGAUCAGCUACACAAAGAAGGAAAAUUUAAAGAGUUUGGCUUGUCUAAUUAUGCAGCAUGGGAAGUGGCCGAAAUCUACUACUUGUGCAAAGCCAACAACUACAUUCUCCCCACACUCUACCAAGGGAUGUAUAAUGCUGUUACAAGGGAGGUUGAGAAGGAAUUAUUGCCCUGUUUGAGGAGAUUUAAUAUGCGAUUUUAUGCCUAUAAUCCUUUGGCUGGUGGAAUAUUAACAGGAAAAUUCAGCUUCUCUGACAUGGAAGAGAAAAAGCCAGAAGGCCGAUUCUUUGGAAAUGGGGCAUGGACGAAAAUUUACUUUGAUCGUUUUUGGAAAAAAGAAAUAUUUGAUACUUUGGAUAAGGUAAAAGCCAAGUUGAAGGAGCUCUAUGGCGAAGAUAAAGUCUCUCUUACGGAUGCCUCCCUGCGAUGGAUGUACCACCACUCAAAACUGAAUGGCAAACAUGCAGAUGUAGUUAUCCUUGGAGCUUCGAACAUGAAUCACAUGGAAAGGAACUUUGAUGCAACGAAGCAGGGCCCUUUACACGAAGAAAUUGUGAAGUUGUUUGAAGAAGGAUGGAUGCAAGUGAAGGCAACAUGUCCGAGCUAUAACCGAUAGUCAAGCACAGGUCAGACUCCUUAGGAAAAAGAUUUAUCAGAGGAACCAACACCAAGGCACCCAAGGUGCAAUUAGUGCACGCUUUUUUACAGCAAUAAUGAUAAAGGGAAAAUCUGAGGCUGAAAAUUUCGGAAGAAAUGUUGGAUAAUUUAAUUUCAUAUGUAUAUUGCGAUGAAUUGAGGGAAAACUUAUUAAGAAGGACGAUUUAUAUGAAAGAUUUAGAUUUAUUUCACAUUUCCUCUGAAGUCUCAAUCUUCACAAACCAGUGGUUUUGGGCUGUCUGUGGGUAACUUAGGUAAAUGUUUCCCUACUCAUAGGCGACAAUACAUUGUAAUAGAAUAGACAAAUAACAAUUUAUGAAAAUUUGUAAAAUUUUCACUAAAUAUAUAUUUGAGUCUUAUUGACAUUUGAUUUUUGCCAAACAACCUUGGCCAAUAAUUUUGUUUUUAACAGUCCCCAUAAUCUAAAAAAUGUGCCCCAGUCCUGACAUUUUUGUUUCUUUUUUAUGUGAGAUUUGAUGAAUACAUUUGCAGGCUAUAUAGUAUAGAAAGCUAUAGGAUGCAUUGUCAUCUUUUUUGAGAAAGCAAACUCAACCCUCAUGGUCCAAAUAUUUUCACAAAGAUUGUAUGAACAUUUUCCACCACUGACAACUUCGAUACUUCGAUUUUAGACAACUUUUUGUGCAUGCCAAUGUCUAACUGUAUGUGAACCUUCAGACAAAGCGGGUGAUCCUUCUUUUCUGGUUUUUGCAUUAAGCUUGCUUUAUCAGAGAGCACUUUUCAUGUACCCUCACUUUUUUAUCUUUUGCGCCCAGACGUUUUGCAAAGAUAUGCCAAAUGUAGUUAGCUAUUAUUUUGUAUUUACAAGCAACAGUUCGUUGAAAAUUUCAGAGGUUAUAGCAUUCGAAAUAUUGUACUCCUUAUCAGUUGUUAACGGUGUUUAAAAGAAGAUAAUUAAUCUUCCAA